Penicillium waksmanii is the source of this 351-nucleotide messenger RNA. RefSeq lists its product as uncharacterized. The record is from RefSeq and is a predicted model, not a curated record. Lineage: Eukaryota; Fungi; Ascomycota; Eurotiomycetes; Eurotiales; Aspergillaceae. Bases 1 to 351 code for a protein of 116 amino acids. The transcript is spliced from 2 exons.
AUGUCGACAACCACCACCACAACCACUGCAAACACGCUCACCGUCUUGGCCGAUUAUGAAGUGCAUCAUAGCGGAUCUCAACAGCCUGCUCAGCAAUCUGAGCCGGUAACUUCCUCUCAACCGGCCGACUGGCCAACAGAUCACCGUCGCGUGCCAGCAUAUCGUCCUGUGCAACAGAAUCUGAGCUAUGCCGAACGUCCAGCGGGGAAUGGCCACCCUGCGGAGUAUGCUUUCAUUCAAAUCAUGCUUCACGGUGUCUGGUUGAAUGCGUCCGUCGCGCGACUCUGGCGCUUUACUGGGGGAAGAAUCAACGAUAAAAUAUUCCAUUACGAUGUGGGCGGGGAGUGGUAG